Lepisosteus oculatus (spotted gar) is the source of this 1359-nucleotide messenger RNA. RefSeq names its product angiogenin-4-like. Lineage: Eukaryota; Metazoa; Chordata; Actinopteri; Semionotiformes; Lepisosteidae. Gene Ontology annotation, molecular function: nucleic acid binding; RNA nuclease activity. The record is from RefSeq and is a predicted model, not a curated record. Gene Ontology annotation, biological process: defense response to Gram-negative bacterium; defense response to Gram-positive bacterium; angiogenesis.
CAAGAGAAAAGUUUCUGUUACAAACACAAGAAAGUUCUUUCCAUAGUCCUCCCUCCUCAAACCUACUGAGCUGCAAAUAUUUCUCACCUGCAAUACAUUUAGACUAGAAACACGAUGACCCAGACGAUGGCCAUUCUGCUGCUCUUCCUUGUGGUAAUGAUUGCAGUGCCUGUGUUGGGACGCUGUCCACCCCCUGAUUAUGAGAUACGCUAUCAGAAGUUCUUAAGACAGCAUUACCAUAGAGGAGGCAUGAGUGUCAAAGACUGCAACACUGCAAUGAGUCAACGGUGCUUGAAUAAGCCCUGCAAGGAGAUGAACAGCUUCAUCCUCGAUGCCACAACAAACCAGAUUCAAGAUGUCUGUGACAAAGCGGGCACGCCCCUGGGUGAGGGCAACCUGCGCCAAAGCACACAACCUUUCCAAGUUGUCACCUGCAAGCACUCAGGGGGGUCCAGUCGCCCCCCUUGUCAAUACAAGGGGUCCAAAAGCACCAGAUACAUUGUCAUCGGCUGUGAUGCAGAUAAAUUCCCUGUGCACUUUGAGGAGGGUAUUAUUCCAGAAUAGGAUUCCGGGUUAGCCUGUUGUCUGCUUUAUUCUGAUCAGUAAAGCCAUUUAAAAAUCCCUAACCUUCUCCUUCCAUUGUAUUUAGGUGAUUUAAUGUAUGCAGCUCUGUGAAGGGGCAGUGUAUAACCCGAUGUUCCCCUCUAACAUGCUUUUGUCAGAGAAACAUAAAUCCUUCUUGACACCAUAUAGUUUAAAAUAUUGUAUAUGCAGUCGGCUCCAAUGUGUUUGUAGAGUAGUGGGUGGAUCAUUCCCUCUAAACAACUAUCAGGUAGAAGAGACAUCUUUGGAGUUACCAAUCACUUUUUAAGAAUUGAAAAUCAAUGUUAUGAUGAAGGAAGACUUUCUUAUAUUAAUGCAAAAGCUCUCAAAUUGUUAAAAAAUAACUGGCUUGUGCUCUCUACUUAAAAUAAUGAACCUCAGUGGAUCCCAGCAAGUGACACAGCAAGACCCAAAACAGCUGGGUUUGAAUGUGUUGGGCACAAGGGAUCAUACUGGUUUCCAUCUACAUUGAGCUCAAAAUUAUUUCUAGUUGAGACUGUGGAUAAGACAAUAAUUUUGGAGGGUGAGAGGAGUGAUUGAAGUUACAAUGAAAAAUUGAGGUGCUAGGGCAGUGCUUUUUUAAAAUAUGAUUGUUUGAAUUAUUCUUUAAUGUACUACCUACUGUACUGUCUAGAAAUACUAGCAUAUCAUAGAAUACAUAACAAUAAAUAUACUAUCACAUUGUUGCAAAUUGGCAACUCCCGUUACAGAAAUAAACCAUUCUGUGAUUCUGUGAAAAAUCAAAUUGUCCAGGGU